GAGAGAGCAUUAGAAGAAAAUGGAGAGUAAAACUCAUAUCCUAUUACUUCCUUACCCCAUACAAGGUCACAUAAACCCAAUGCUCCAAUUCUCUAAGCGCCUAGCCUCAAAGGGUCUUAGAGUCACAUUUAUCACUACAACCUCUGUUAGAAAUUCCAUCCAAGCCAAUGCCAGCAGCUCUAUCAACUUUGAGACCAUCUCUGAUGGCUCUGAGGAGGUCCAAAUUGUGGAAACCACUUAUCAAACACUCGAGCGUUUCGAGUCCAAAGUCUCACAGAGCUUAGCAAAGCUCAUUGAGAGAAAUAAUCGCUCGAAAUACCCACCAAAAUUUGUUGUGUAUGACUCAUUUCUGCCAUGGGCUUUGGACGUAGCUCGUCAACAUGGCCUAGAUGGAGCUCCAUUUUUCACUCAGCCAUGCGUGGUUAAUGCCAUCUAUUAUCAUGCAUAUCAAGGAGCAAUUCAGAUGCCCUUUGAAGAAGGAUCUUCGAUAUCGUUGCCGUCGAUGCCGUCACUAGGGAUCAAUGAUAUGCCUUCGUUUCUUCAUGAUACGGGGUCGUACCCAGAUGUGUUAAAGCUUGUGGUGAAUCAGUUCUCAAAUUUACAGGAUGUGAAUUGGCUCUUAUGCAACACUUUCGACAAGUUGGAAGAUGAGGUAGUAAAUUGGAUGGCAAGUCACUGGCCUAUCAAAACAAUUGGACCAACUAUUCCAUCAAUAUAUUUAGACAAGCAGUUGGAGGAUGACAAAGAGUAUGGUCUCAACUUGUUCAAGCCCAAUAUGGACACUUGCAUGAAGUGGCUAGACACAAAAGAAGUUGGCUCUGUGGUUUAUACAUCAUUUGGAAGCCUGGCAGCCCUAGGAGAAGAACAGAUGGAGGAGAUAACAUGGGGACUGAAGAAUAGCAAUUGUGACUUCUUAUGGGUAGUUAGAGAAUCUGAAGUAAAAAAACUUCCCAAAAAUUUUUUAUAUGAAACAACAGAGAAGGGAUUAGUUGUGAGUUGGUGCUCUCAACUAGAAGUGUUAGAUCACAAGGCAAUUGGGUGCUUCAUGACUCAUUGUGGAUGGAAUUCGACGCUAGAGGCGUUAAGUUUGGGAGUGCCAAUGGUUGCAAUGCCACAAUGGACAGAUCAACCAACUAAUGCAAAGUUUAUUGCGGAUGUGUGGAAGGUAGGGCUUAGGAUUAAAUUGAAUGAAAAAGGCAUUGCUACCAAAGAAGAAAUAGAGCUAUGCAUAAGGGAAGUAAUUGAGGGAAAGAGAGGAAAAGAGAUGAAGAGGAAUUCAUUGAAAUGGAAAAAUUUGGCUAAAGAGGCAAUGGAUAAAGGUGGAAGUUCAGAUAAAAAUAUAGAUGAAUUUGUGGCAAGACUUGCACACUCUUAAUUUUAGUGUAGGUAGUAAUUGAACUUCAAAUCUUUUAAUUUCAAUUUUAAUGUAAGCAAAAACUCUUUAUUCAAAUAAUGGUUAAGAAGAAAUGUAUGAUUUCAGUUUAAUCUCUUGCUAUGAAGCCACAUGUAUAUGGAUCAUCAAUAUAGAA
Molecule: messenger RNA, 1529 nt
Organism: Quercus lobata
Lineage: Eukaryota; Viridiplantae; Streptophyta; Magnoliopsida; Fagales; Fagaceae
Product: UDP-glycosyltransferase 74E2-like
Exons: 2
Coding region: 20-1375 (451 amino acids)
Molecular function (GO): quercetin 7-O-glucosyltransferase activity; quercetin 3-O-glucosyltransferase activity
Source: RefSeq, a predicted model, not a curated record